This is a messenger RNA of Micropterus salmoides (largemouth bass), 5054 nucleotides long. It is a transcript of the gene slc46a1, whose product is annotated as solute carrier family 46 member 1. Gene Ontology annotation, cellular component: plasma membrane. Gene Ontology annotation, molecular function: transmembrane transporter activity. The transcript is spliced from 6 exons. NCBI's taxonomy places the organism in Eukaryota, Metazoa, Chordata, Actinopteri, Centrarchiformes, Centrarchidae. The record is from RefSeq and is a predicted model, not a curated record. The coding region runs from base 464 to 1942 and encodes 492 amino acids. Gene Ontology annotation, biological process: transmembrane transport.
GAAUUAAAAAGACUGUGGAUAAUAAUUAGGCGGGUUUAAGUUUUUAAGACUCUGGGACAAUAAAGAAGGCUUUGACACAGCAUUUUGGUCUUACCUUAAUAUUGGGACAUACAAUUGGCCCUGGUUUGUACUAAAAUUUAACUUUUAAUGCGGAAUUUGACGUGUCAUAGCAACGACGUUAGUUAAAUGGCUAACUUGGUUAUAUCUAUGCUGGAGCUUGAGGAGGCCAGUUCAUGUGAUAGGCUAAACUAUUAGUGUUCACCUCUGUAGUUCACCUCUUCGUCCAGACGGUGUUGCUAAACUCCCGCUUUUGUUUACCAGUCUCGUUUCCUUUAUAUAGCUGAGCUUCUCUAGCUGGUAGAUGUGUUGCGAAAUCGACUCUCAGACGGGCUUCCGUCGUUCAUUUAAAAAGAACCGACUAUUUCGUGACCAUAGACCGACACAUCAGUAACUUCAGUCCGAGAUGGACGAGCCGGACACCGCAGCGAUCCUCCCCGGCGAUGUGCUCGAAGCCACAUCAGCCGACGAUGAAACCUCAUGUAGCCACAAAGAAGAGGAGGCAGAUGUACCGACAACCCGCUCCGGACGACCACCGUUCACGUGCCCUCUGCCGGUUUCUGUGGAGCCGGUGUUGUUCCUCUCCAUGUUUUCUCUGGCCCUGCAGGCGCCUCUGUCCACACAGUAUCUGUGGGACCGCAUCAGCGAGGACCUCGGCUACAACGGAUCCAAGAGGUCGGAGUGCAGCAACACCUCCGCUCCCCCUGACCCUCUGCAGAAGGAGGUGGAAACCUUGACAGCCCACUGGAACCUGUACAUCAGUCUUGGGGGCUUUUCUGUAGGCCUCCUGGUGGUGCCUCUCCUGGGCUCGUGGAGUGAUCUCGCUGGUCGCAGACCUAUCCUUAUCCUCCCCAACCUGGGCCUGGCCCUCCAAGCAGUGGUUUAUCUAGUGGUGAUGUACCUGAAGCUCCCUGUGGGCUGCUUUCUGGUGGGCAGGCUGCUUAGUGGCCUUUCGGGUGAUUUCAACGCCAUCCUAGCAGGCUGCUUUUCAUAUGUGGCUGAUACCAGCGACAGAAGGUCCCGCACCUUCAGGGUGGCGGUCUUGGAGGCUUGUCUGGGCCUCUCGGGGAUGCUAGCCAGCAUCAUCGGAGGGCAGUGGCGGCGGGCACAAGGGUACAUCAACCCAUUCUGGCUGGUCCUGGCCACUAACUUGGCUGGGGCUCUGUACGCUUACCUGUUUGUCCGUGAGUCUGUCCUGCCAGACCCAAGCGCUAGGUUCCUCACCUCUCGCCACCAUAAAGCCGUCUGGCACCUCUUCUCAACAGGAGGCGGUACCAGUGAGGCGGGCGGAAGAUUUCACAGAUGCAAGCUGUGGCUUUACAUGCUCUGUUUUUUUGUGGUAGUGACCGUACACUUCGGCAGCAGGGAGCUGUAUGUGCUGUAUGAGCUGAGCUCACCGCUGUGCUGGGGGCCAGCCCUCAUUGGCUACGGAUCAGCAGCUCAGCACCUGGCCUACCUUACCAGUCUGCUGGGGCUGAAGAUCAUGCAGCGCUGCCUGAAUGACUCCUGGGUGGCUCUUCUGGGUCUGGUCUCCAAUGUCACUGGGCUGGUGGUCUUCUCUAUAGCUGACACCACCCAGCUCAUGUUCACAGGUUAUGGCCUGUGCUUCCUCUUCAUGACUGCGACGCCUGUUCUCAGAUCAAAGCUGUCCAAGUUGGUGGACCCAUCUGAACAAGGUGCCCUGUUUGCGUCUGUCGCCUGUGUGGAGAGCUUGUGUUUUCUGGUGGGCAGUGGCCUCUUCAACUCCCUUUACCCAGCAACACUACACUUCAUGAAGGGCUUCCCAUUCCUUUUUGCUGCCAUCCUCCUUUUCAUCCCUGUUGGAAUCAUUGGGACGCUGCAGUGUUUAGACCAGAGGAGAGACCAAAGGGACUCCACAGCAUAGUGAUAUCCUGAGUUAAAGUUCAUCCUGGUGUCAGUCUACGAGGUGAGCAGCUCUGACACAGAGACAUCCGUCAUGUCCAUCUGUGAUGCUGGGAGAGACUUUUGAUCUUAUACCAGUGACGGGGCAGCUGACUGUAGUUAUCAAGCUCAGCGAUGGGAUUCUUUCAACUAGUCAUACCAAAAUGAUCAAAACCAAAGGAGGAAGAAUCAAUCUCCUGGAUGACACUACUGUCUUAAUAGUUAGAUAGUGGAGACUGGGGCUUUGUCAGAUCUUUGCUGGCCCUAAAAACAAACCACAGUCUUCCGAUAUUCCAUCAUGACAUUCAUACAAAUGGUAGAAUGAAGGAGACUCGGGACAUGCUUUCAUUUUGUGACUUGAUACGUAUUCAGCACAGCUUAAUGAGUGCCAAUUAAUGUGCCUUACUUUUCCAUUUUUAAUGUAUUAAUUAAUUGCAAUAGCUCUAAUGGCAAACUACAGAUUAAGGUGCUAACCAUGAGAGGAUAUGCACAAACUCCUCAGUUGUUAAAAAAAAAAAACACAUGGGUGCAAUGUCAUUUAUUAAUAGCAACAUAUCAAUCACCUGACACAGGUGUUACUAAUUACAAAAGUAAUAAAUAAGUGAGACACCCUUGAAACACUUAGUGGCAAAACACUCUCAUUGUCGCACAUAAAUAUUAUUUUUCAAGCCAACAGUCAAUGACCCCGUUCAUAAUAACGACGAAAGUUUGAAUGUUUGUUUGUUUGUUUUUCAUCUGAGUCAAUUUAUUAACUAUGCAGCUUGCUAACAUUUAUCAUGGUAGAUCUUCUGAUAUUUGUUUCACAAAGUACAUAUCAUCCAACAGCAAAAACUAUAAUGACGUGUAUAAAGAUAACCUGAGGAAAAGGGAUCGCUGAAGAGCUUCAUUAUGACAACGAUUAUAUGAAACCUUCUUUGCUAGCCUGCUGUUCGUCAGUUGUCACAGAAUGUAUAUAACUUUUAUUUGUAUUUAUUAAAGGUUUUGUUUGAUUUGUUUAGUCAAAUGUUGCCGCUCCUCAUUAAUGUACAAGAUAAAGUCAAGCCACUGAGAAUAGUAAUUUCUUACAGUUUUUCUAAGUUGCUUUGGUAAAUUUCUCAGACCAGAAGUGAAAGUCUUAAAACUACUUGUUCAGCCGCAACAUCUUCUAGUCACUUGUGCACAUCAUAAAAGCAAUUUCUAAUUUUAAGCAAAUACUUUCGGCACAUUCGUUCAAACAAUUAUGUACAAUUGUCUGCUGUUUCAAACAUAAUCAGUUGCUAUGGGGGUGGUGAUGGCGCAUAGAUAAGAUUCUUUCCUUUGGUGUGGGAGACCUGGGUUCGAUUCCUACUGUAAGACAUCCAUCAUGUCUAUUUGACUUUGUUUUUGUAAAUGUGUCUGGAAUUAAUGAAGAUAUCCGUUCUGAUGUGGGUGGGAAUCUGUGGCAAGACAGACAGGAACUUCAGCCUACGGGCUGGUUACAUUUCUUAUUUUGUCAUACUAAAACUAAAACCGUUCAUCAGAUAAACCAUACAGUUGCUAUGUUGAUGUUUAUGGCAGUGGAGUACGUUUUAUUCCAAAAAAGGAGGCAGCAGAUAUAACCUAGUUUUAAUUUGAGAAAUGUUUUAGAUCUACAAUUGUCAUUCAUUAAGAUCAUAUACAAUGAAGGAAGGUUAUAAUUUUUCUAACUUAAAGAUAGGUGACUUUAUUGAUAAUUAACCAUUUUUAACUAAUAACCACUCUAACUAACCGUACUUGUGUCAGGUAAUUUGGUAAACACAACAUAAGGUGUCAUAUCUACGUUCACCCACCACUCCGCUAUCUAUUCACCGUUUGCACAUUUGAGUAGAUUGUCAGCUAUGUUAAUGUCUCUGCCAAAUCUGAUAGUGGACAUGGUAUCUAGAACCCUGAAGCAGUGAAGUCAUGACCUGGGAUUCAUGGAAUCAAACUAUACGGAUAGAUCAUCUGGUGCAAAUAUGUCCAAACUAUCAGUAAUCCACAUCAGAGAGAGUGAAACUGUAGCAGCAGCCACGGAUUACGAGUUACACCUUGACCCUCCCUCCCUCCUCUUUCCAUAAAGCAGGGGCACAGUCCCUUUAUAUUUAUAUUUCUUAACCAUGUUUCAAAUAAAGUGACCAAAUGAUUGAUAAUUAUACAGAGCAUAUUUACUGAAUCCUGCAAGGACAUUGGAUGAAAACAAUAUUAAGGCAAGAGGAUGAUAAAAGCCCCUCUGAACACGCAUUCAGGCUAUAAUUACAUAAUUUUAUAGAAUAUGUGAUCACAUCUUGGUGACUGCUUUGUUUGAUUUGCAAGUCUUUAAAUGUUUCAUCACAUGUUUAUUUCAGCAUCAUCAUGAUUUAUACAGGUGACGUUUAUAUUUUCACAAAUAUUGUGGUGGAUCAUAUUGUUGGAUUCCUUUUUGUUUUUAUUUGACUGCUUCAGUUAAAUGCACUGAGUGAACAAGGAUGACAUUUUAUUGCAAAGCUGACAAAUAAUCACUUAUCAGAACACUUUGGUGAAUGAAACCUCAAGUCAACAGUAUUAAAUGAUACUUUAAUGUUAUUAUACUGUGUUGUAACAGCAAGACACUAUGUAAAACUGAUGGAAUCAUUUUCAGUACUGUACGUUAAUUCAAUGUUACUUUUUAUCCACUUUUACAGAAAAGGACGUUUAAUACUACAUGGGUAUUUGUUGCUGCCUGUACACUCCUUAAAUCUGUUAUUUGCUAAGUUGGAGGGUGCAGGUAUACAGUAUGUAGCUCGUUUAUUUCUGUACAGUAUGUCAUGCAUCCAGUUUAGAUUAUGCCUUCAGUCAAUGCAUCUGCUAGGAACAGUUUCUUUUCUAUGACAACCCAAACACAAAUAUCUGUAAAAUUAGAGACCUGCUUUGCUCAUAGGAAUAUACAGUUUAGGGGUUAAACACAAGAUGACUGCAUGUAACAUUUAUAAAGACUGACAUGUUAGUAGAUACUUCAGAAACUGCUACUGAGGAUUUUGCUGGGUGAUCAGCUGAUCUAUCACAGUUAUUUUCCUGAGAGACAGAAGGCGUUUACUGCACCUGAUUACACAUAUACAGCAGUGUGAGGGUACUGUCAUUAAAGGCUUACAGUUUAUUAUAUA